This is a messenger RNA of Lymnaea stagnalis (great pond snail), 5192 nucleotides long. NCBI's taxonomy places the organism in Eukaryota, Metazoa, Mollusca, Gastropoda, Lymnaeidae. The record is from the annotation of a GenBank genome assembly.
CGCAUCAUAGAACUUUAAACGUAUUUGAUUAUUUUGAUUUUUGUAAAAUGUUUAAAAAAAAAAAAUACAUAUUUUUUUAUUAUCAUAAAUCACUUAUACUGACAAAGUGGCACUAAAUAGUGUUAAAAGCAUGGAGUAGGGAGUAAUAGUCAGAAAGCGCAAAACAAAUAAACCUGUCGACGAACUGGUAACAAUGUAGAUCUCCAGCUAGUAUCAGUAUACCUUUUAAUUUCUUGGCCUGGAAAAUACAAUAUGUCAAUGAAAACCGGAGGAAGACUUGCCUUGGAUGCAUUGAAACGACUUGUUGCGGAUCGCGUUAAAGGACAAGGAUUUGAAACUUUAUUCGAACAGACAAGGUGAAGAAGUUAAGAAUAAGUUACUAUUUAAGACAGUACUCAUUGAAUAAGAAGGACUGAAGAAACAGAAAAGGUGUAGCAGAAUUAAUUUUUUUUUUUAAUCUGCCGUCAUUGCUACUAAUGCUAGCCUAAUUUAUAUUAUUAAAGAAAUUGUAAUUGACUUAAUUAAUAUUUUAGAGAAAUUCUAACUGUCAGUGCAGUGUUGAGUGUGUACUCGACUCUCCACAUUUUUUAGAAUUAGGCCCUGUGCGGGCGGAUAAGCUUGUUUACCUUGCACUUGCAAAAAUUUCAGAGUUUUGCCCUCCCCUUGCCUUUCGCCCCCCUCCCCCCUUUUUUUUUUUGCGGGGCUAGAGGACAUGAAUAUGAUUAAAGUUUGUUACAUGACUAGGCCAGCACUGUAGUCCAUGAUUCAGGAUCAAGUAUACCCUUUUCAUGCCUAGGCAUUUUAUAGAGGAAGUAGUUAGUAGAAUGAAUAUCCAUACAAUAAUAUGAAUAUGAAUGGAUCUCAGGUUCCCUAAUUUUAAUAGCAUUUCUUGGAAACAAAUUAUACUUUCAGUUAUUAGGCCCUGGUUAUUGAUAAUGUUUUAAGUUUUAACCCUUUUAUUCCCUUGUCUAUGAGAUUAGACUAAAGGUAUUAUGUAUUAUUAUCAAUUUAAGACAAUUUAAUUCUUUGUUUUUCCUUCACUUCACACCUCAAGACAGUCUUGUGCCUUUGGCACAAUCAUACAAUGAACUGAUCAAUGAUGAGUUUCCCAAAAGCCUUAUGAAUUAAAAGUAACAUAAUAAAUGCAUUUAGGCUAUUACUUGCAACCGUAAAAGCCUAUAAUCUAUACUAUAUUAUACUAAUAUUAUACUAAUAUUAUACAAGGUGGUUAACAGUAACAGGCCAUAUAUUGGUAUUUAAAUAUAAACUUAAUUUUUGUAAAUUUAAUAACAUACCAGAUGUAUGAUUAUAACUUUUUAUUAAUUAACUAUCAAUGUAACAGGACCUACCAUUCAAUUACUAGACUUAUUAAGGCUAAAGACUUAUAUAUAUAGUCAUGCAUGAUUUUAUUCUAACUCAGUAUGUUAAUUUCAGAUCAAAGUAGUUUCUGGAGGUGAUGGACUUUGCUGUUGUGAACUGAAAAUCAGCUCUAAAAUGUUAAAUGCUACAGGAAGCCUGCAUGGAGGGGUGAUCGCUUCCCUGGUAGAUGCAGUAUCUACUUACGCAUUGACCACUACGGGUUCUGGAAGACCAGGUAGCAGCAUUGAUCUCAAUGUUAGGUAAGUUGACAUGGCAUAAUUGAAUUGUUGUCUGCUACACCUAAAUUACCUAGCUAAUCAGUUUUAAAGCCAGAUUGUUAAGGAUUACACACUUCAACCAUUUAUUUUAGAUUUGUGAAUGAUGCUCCAAAAGUAGCAGUAACCUUGAUGUUAUAUUUUUAUUUUGAUGACAUGAUUUUGUUUUCCAUACUCCAUACAACUUUAUCAGCGAUUUGGUGAGCUGUUAGAUGUCUGUAGUCUUUUGUGGAGUGAUGUUCAGAACAAAUGACAGAAGUUGAAACAUUAGUUUUAUACCGGUAUUUCUUAUGUAUACAAGAUUUGUAGUUAAAGUUUACAGUAAGUAUUUUUAACUCCUAGACAGUGAUAUUCAACAGAGAUGAUACUUCACUAUUUAGUGAGAUUGCAGCUGAAAAUUUUAUGGAGUACUCAAUCAAUCCACAUUAUAACAGUUAGAACAUUUAGAGGUAAUUGGUUCUAUCCAUAAGUCAUCAGAGGAAAAUUUUAGAAAUUCACAAUUAACUUCCUGAGGGGACAUCCAUAUAGUAUGUACAAAAAAGGGGGGGGGGGGCCUUUUAUAGGCAGAAUGUAUGUACAAUUAUUCACAAAUUCUGCAAUAAUUUUCUUGAAACUCUUAGCAGUUUAUAAAUAUCAUAUUUAUAUAAUAAUAUCUAAAUAUAAGACUUUAAAAAUAUUACACAAUGUUUUGUAGGAAUAACGUCAUAAAAUCGCCUUGUGUUUUUGAAAGAUAAGUCGCUAGAUACACUAAUAUUAGGCUGCCUCUGUAAUAGUAGAAAAAGUAAUAUUUAGUUCACCAUAUGUUCCACCUGCCUGUGAUGUAAUAUAUUUUGCUACACCAGUAAUUCCUAAAUGUUUUUGAUUCCCAGUGCCCUUACCAAAUUUAGGUUGUUAAAUUCUCACACGUACACUUCGCAAUAGCGAAUACAUUAAAAAAAUAAAUUAUAAAGGGUAGGGUAAAAAUAAAUGUAACACGUAUGUAUUUCACCAACUGCACAGUUUAAUUCACAAUUUAAGUCCUAUCCAUCCUGGGCAAGUGCCCCCAUCUCAUGGCCCUGCCUAAAGGCAAUGUAGCUCCCUGGGUGACUUGUGACAUCUUUUAGGAACAGGCAGCAGUGAAAACCUGUGACACAUUUUUUACUGUGAUAGCAUAAUUAUCUAUAAAUACUUUUUUUGUUGGUGUUUUUUUUUUGUGGGCGUGGGUUUGAAAGCUCAUUGUAUGUAUGCAUAAGAGGGAGGGGUUCACAGAAGUAUGCGUGCAACGAGGGGGGGGGGGGGAUUAAAAAUUGGGACUUUUUUGUGGCAUAUGUACUAUAUUGAUGGCUCCUUAUUUGAUAUUAUAUUGCUGUAUGUUUAAACUAUAGUUAAAUCAAACUUUAAUGUAUGCAUUAUAGUUAGAGUUUUAAGUAUUUAGCAAUUAGCAGUUUGUAAUUAUUCAUGAAUUCUAAUGUUAAAGCUGAAAUCUUUUUAAAAUUUUUAUAGCUACAUGAGACCAGUUAAACUGGAUGAUGUUAUUGUUAUAUCAGCAAGUACUUUAAGCUGUGGCAGUCGACUUGCAGUCAGCUCUGUGGAUAUACUUAACAAAGAAACAGGAAAGCUUAUUGCACAAGGGCGACACACAAAAUUUGUUGGCGACACUAAGACACAGUUACAGUGAAAUCAAUAAAGUAGGUGGGAAUGGAGCUGAAUUAUUAAAUCUGAAAAUAAUACUUCUUAUAGAUGAUUCAGUUAUAUUACUCUUGUUAAAAAUUGUGUGAUAUAAUAAAUAAUUGUAAUGCAACAUUUAGUUUUAAUUGUUCUUUAUGAAUGGUGGAGAAAUAUUGAUUAUUGUUUUAUCAACUUUACCUUCACUGGUAAUCAACAAGAUAGCCCUAAUUUCCUUGAAUUUAUAUAAUUUAAUUUAUUUCCAUUAGCAGUUUUUAUCUUUUAAACAUUUCAAAAAUACAAUUAAAAUAUUUUAAUGUUCCAAAAACACCAUUAAAAUUAUUAGCAUUAUUACCAUUAAAAGCAGAAAAGAUUUACUGAAACAAAAGUCCACUUGUAGGACAUGAAGACAAUUGAAAUUAAAGAAAUUAUCAGCAUGUCGUAAUUUGUGGAUGGUGGUAAAAUGAAAGUAUUUUAAGUAUGGGGCUAAUAAAAUGUGAGAGUAGUAUUACUCUGUCUGACAACACCUACUUCACUAGGAUUGUUUUUGCUACUUUGUGUGUCAUUAAAAAUAAAUAAAUAAUUAUUGCAUUUUUAUGCCAAUAAAAUUUGAAUUGUGUUUAGUAUAUAAAAGAAAACACAUAGUUUCCUUUCAUAUGCAUGCAUGCUUAUUUUACUUUUUGACUUAAAAACAGGUUUCCAUGUUAAAGAGCACAAGACAUUAGGCACACCCCUUGUGCAUAAAAAACUAUUUGUUGGGUUUCAGUUUCAUGUGAAAAAUAAAAAUUUGUUACAAAGAAGAGAUAGACAAGUUUGAUAUUUCAAAAAAUUUAUUUUUUUAAAAUUAUUUUUUUUUUACAGUUGUAUAAGGGCUAUUACAUAUUUUAUAAUUUUAAAAAAUCAUAAUACAGUAUAAAAUUAAUUUAAUGUUUCAUGACUGGCAGUUCUCUAUGAACAAACAUAACACAUUUUGAGAAAAAAAAAGGGUUAAAUCAUGUCUGUCACUAGUUCAAGAAAUGAAACUCAUUACAUUACAUAUGAUAGUAAAGAUAUUUACCAGAUACCUCAAACUCUUGAAGAAUUAUUUUUAUCCACGUUCAUAUAAAAAAAAAAUGAUAUACAUAAAGACAUGAAAAUAAAGUUAUCAUCCCAAAAUGUCAUGAGCAUAAGACUUGAAAUUCUGUGUAUCUUUAUAUCAGAUAUUAAUAAUUAUUUAUAAUUUAAUAAAUAACGGUAUUUAAUUUAGAGCACUUGAGAGGACACUAUGUGCAAACAUUUGAAGAUAAAAUUAUGGAUACUGUUUGUUAUAAGCUACCGUAUAAUUUAAUAAGUUAAAUUCUCUUUGCUAAAAAAAUGAUUAAAAACAGGAAAAAAUAAAUUGAAAUGUUCAUGACUUAUAAACCAGUUACUAAUAAGUCAUUGUCAACAAUCUGUGGUGCCAACUCAGUGGUAAUUGUAAGAUAAAUAUUUGACACAUUAUGAGAGAGUAUGUCCCUUGUCAGUUGUAAAAAAAUAAGCAACAUUUUCCUUGUUUAGUGCUGUGUUAAAACCUGAUGCACAUGCUUUGCCUCUCCACCAAGAUCGAGUUAAGUUGUGACUAAGGGUUAGAAGUGAGUGAGAAACAAUUGGAGAUUUAUUUUCUUUAAAUGAAUGAUAAAAAAAUGUUCCACAAACUAUUUAACUGUUUGGGUACAGAGGUCAGAGAGCAGAAUUAUGGACCAAUGAAUUAUGUGCUAGUAAUGCUAUCACCAACUUUAACGUAUGUAUGAGUAAAUUAAUAGAUUGAAUUUGUUGGAAUUUUGAAAUUGAAAGCAAUUGUAGGAUCAGUUGUUAACCAUUGAAUGAAAAGAUCCAUUAAACAAUAGCAGGUGUGUCCACCAAGAGGAUUAUAAAUUUAAGACACUUUUAUUUCAU